AUGACCGCGCCACCGGCUGGGUGGCGUGAGAUCUGAACAGCAAGUCUGGCUCUGUUUCGAGCUUUUUUUACUUGAAAUAAUCUUAAUCAAGUUUUGAUCGAAAAAGUAAAUCUAUCCGAGUUAAAAAGUCGAAAAAUUGAAAAAAAUUUCAGACGAAUUUGAAAAAAACUUUGGAAAUAAAAAAAGUUAAAUUUUUUUCUAAGAUACGGAAGCUUUCCUUUUUGAAGUUUUUUUUGUUGAUAUUACGAAAAAUACGCACUUCUUUUCUGAUUCCAAAAAAAGAAAUCUUGAACUUUGAUAGCAAUAAUAAAUAGAACUUUGGUAUAAAUACCGUACCGGUGAUCGAGAACCUAUUUUUAAAGAAUAUCAGAUACUGAAAAUUUUAAAUUCAAAAAAACUCGCUCAGAGAGAUGACAAAGGUAAAAUGAAGCCUCGAGUGGGAAAUUUCUAAUUGAAAAAAAUUCACAAUCUGAAAAAUUUCAAACUAAUGAAAGCAAAGGAAAAUCUGGGCUCCGAAGUGAUGGUUAUCGAAAAGCUGAUAUCUCUUUCAUCUUUGGGGGGCCUUAAAUAGUGGCCAAGAGUCCCAGAACUGUUGAUUAGAGUUUUGCCUCAAGAAAGUGGGCGGGACAGGAGAAAGAACAGCCGACAAUCAGCUACACGCCGUCCUUGUUCCGAUCACACCAUACGCCCUUAGAGAAUCAGCAAAAAAGUUCAAAGUUUGAUCGUUUUGCUUAUUCUCAAGUAAAUAGACAUAGACAACAGUCCAUGGAGACGAGCUUCUGUGGAAAAUUCAUCACGUGCGAGAUUCAUCGGUCCCUCUCAGCGUGCAGAGUAACAACAGCGCAGGGUCUCCUACGCCCGCCACACUUGCAUCUCUCGAGUCAUUCUGGCCGAGUGGUCUAAGGCGCUGCGUUCAGGUCGCAGUCCUCUUCGGAGGGCGCAGGUUCGAAUCCUGCGGAUGACAUCUGUUUUUGCUGUUUUUUUUUGGUCGUUCACAUGAUGAAAGUCAAAAGGAUUCUGUUAUUUCUAUAGAUUUUUCAAAUGUGUAACCAUUGUUUUUUUCAUAAAAUGCAUAUAAAAAUCUAGGUAUUCGGGAAGUUUUCGAUGCUGAAAGUUGAGAAUAUGAAAAAAAAACCGGAAAAUAUUUAUAAACAAUUUUCAGAGAAAAUUAUGAUCGGAAAAAAAAAAUAAUAAUAAAGAUAUUUUUAACUUGAAAUCAUUCGAAUGAUCCUUUUUUGUUUUAUCGUAUAUUCUGCCGCUAACGAAAAAAAUCCGUCUUUUUCGGGAAUUUUUCCACGCGAUAUUUUUAAAUGACUCUAAAUUUUUCUGUAUUUCUUCUCAGAAAGAACGUCUUUGAAUCUUUUGAAAUGAACACUCUCUAUUUGGUUUGCAGUGUAGCUGAUUCGAGCUCAAAAACCGUUGUCUCCUAUCAAGAAUGGCCAAGGUACACUUGAGACCGGACAGAACAAUAUUUUCAAGAAACUUCCGAUUGCUUUUUUUUAUGAGGACAAAGAUCUUUUCGAUAAGGCACGUGAUGCCAAGAAACUGCGUCCAUCUAGUGUAGCCAAUCAGAUAACUCGAAAGGAUUUUUGAUUUUCUCAUAUAGUUCUUCAAAAAUAACUUCCUUGUAUUCGAUAUUUAUUUUUUUGACCGACAAGAAAUGGAAUUUAAAAAAAGUUUCAAUAUUUAUUUUUAACCGACAAGAAAUGGAAUUUAAAAAAAGUUUCAAUAUUUAUUUUUUUAACCGACAAGAAAUGGAAUUUAAAAAAAGUUUCAAAAAAAGUUUCAAUAUUUAUUCUUUUGACCGACAAGAAAUGGAAUUUAAAAAAAGUUUCAAAAAAAGUUUCAAUAUUUAUUCUUUUUGACCGACAAGAAAUUGAAUUUAAAAAAAGUUUCCUAGAAAAGCAUUUUUUUGACAGUUUUUGUAAUUUUUUUCUCACUUUUUUUAAACAUUUUUCUUUUCAGUUGUUCAUAGUAGCAGCGAGAAGUUGUAGAGCGUACGCUCAUUUUUUUCUUUUGAAUUUGAAUUCCCAACUUUUAACCGUUAAAGGAGCCGUACUUUGUUUUUGGAAUGUGUAUUACAAUCAGAUUUUAAAGUUUUAUUCUAAAAUAUGUUAGUAACUGAAUGGUACUCCACUCUUUGACUUAUAAAAAAGGACUGCUUGAAAUUUGAUAUUUAUAUCAGGGGAACUUUAUUUCAACUAGUGUUUUCGCUCCCCUAUUUAUUUACAGCUAUAGGUACACUGCUGACCAACAAGAACGCUAUUUGCAAGAACCUCUCGAUUUACUUUUCCACAGGGACAAAGAACAUUCUGAUAAGACUUCUGACGGCACGAAAUUGCGUUGGUCUAGUGUAGCCGGCCACAUGUUCCCGCAGAAGGACUUUCUCUGCGUCAUCAGUUGUCGUAAAAUGCGCUCUUUGUCUCUCAACCGAAAAUGA
Molecule: messenger RNA, 2440 nt
Organism: Caenorhabditis auriculariae
Lineage: Eukaryota; Metazoa; Nematoda; Chromadorea; Rhabditida; Rhabditidae
Source: the annotation of a GenBank genome assembly